AUGCAAACCAUCAAGUGUGUCGUAGUAGGAGACGGUGCCGUCGGAAAGACGUGUCUGUUGAUAUCAUACACAACGAACAAGUUCCCGAGCGAAUAUGUUCCAACCGUGUUUGAUAACUAUGCCGUUACCGUCAUGAUCGGAAGCGAACCGUACACCCUUGGUCUGUUUGAUACCGCUGGACAGGAGGAUUAUGACCGUCUCCGCCCCCUUUCAUAUCCCCAAACCGACGUGUUCCUCGUCUGUUUCUCGGUUGUAUCACCAGCAUCGUUUGAGAACGUGAAGGAGAAGUGGUUCCCAGAGGUACGGCAUCACUGCCCCGGUGUUGCCUGCAUCCUAGUCGGCACGCAAGUGGACUUAAGAGACGACCCGGCGACGAUCGAGAAGCUCGCCAAGAACCGACAGAAGCCCGUCGGCACCGACCCCGGCGAGCGCCUCGCCCGCGAACUCGGCGCCGUCAAGUACCUCGAAUGCUCUGCACUCACGCAAAAAGGACUCAAGAACGUCUUUGAUGAGGCUAUCAUCGCUGCCCUUGCUCCGCCGACCGUUAAGGGCAAGAAGAAGUGCACUGUGCUGUGAAGAACUCUCACACCCAAUCAAUAACUACACCACUACUACUACCGCCGACUCGAACUUCUCUUUUCUCGCUUGACAACAAUCGCAAUCACCGUCCGCGCGCUUUUUUUCGACACCACCUCACUCGAUAUCGUGGGCUGGAUUGGAGGGUGGGGCUUGGAUGGAAGAGUUUGGAGGAGGGGAAUGAGGGGAUCGAGAUCGAUUGCUGGAGGUCUUGGGAGGCGUGGGCGAAAAAAACAACAUACACAAAAAGACAUCUUAAACCAACAAAAGUACGCCAACCUAUCCAGCGACGGAUUAUGGGGUCGAAAACCCCCGUGAUCUGAGACUUGAUUCUACACCGCAUCGCGACCUACCUUCCCUACCACCAAUCCCACACAGACCAAUCUACCCACACUCAACCCACCACGAAACGAGCGAAGCGGCAUUACAAAGAAAA
Molecule: messenger RNA, 1012 nt
Organism: Fimicolochytrium jonesii
Lineage: Eukaryota; Fungi; Chytridiomycota; Chytridiomycetes; Spizellomycetales; Powellomycetaceae
Product: rho family small GTP binding protein cdc42
Exons: 3
Coding region: 1-576 (191 amino acids)
Biological process (GO): small GTPase-mediated signal transduction
Molecular function (GO): GTP binding; GTPase activity
Source: RefSeq, a predicted model, not a curated record